Molecule: messenger RNA, 1002 nt
Organism: Pisolithus orientalis
Lineage: Eukaryota; Fungi; Basidiomycota; Agaricomycetes; Boletales; Pisolithaceae
Product: WD40 repeat-containing protein
Exons: 8
Coding region: 1-1002 (333 amino acids)
Molecular function (GO): protein binding
Source: RefSeq, a predicted model, not a curated record
AUGGCAGGCUCUUAUACACAUCCCCCAAGCGGCAUUCCACUAGCAAUCUCCGGGGAAGGACUUGAACCAUCAUCGCAAACCAAGCCCAACUAUCGAGCGAAGUACAUUCUUGGUGGGCACACUAUGGCCAUAUCUUCCUUGAAAUUCAGCCCCACUGGUACUCUGCUCGCAUCUGCCGCUGCCGACAAGCAGAUAAAAAUAUGGCAUGUUUAUACUGGUGAAAUUUUGAAGACAUUUUCGGGUCAUCAAGAAGGCGUGAAUGAUAUCACAUGGUCUAGCGACGGAGAAUUCCUAGCUUCUGCUUCUGAUGAUAAGACCAUUAUUCUCUGGAACAUAGAACUGGGCGCCGUGGCAAAGACAUUACAUGGCCAUACGAACUUCGUCUUCUGUGUAAGCUUCAAUCCCCGAUCGAAUCUCUUGGUAUCAGGAGGGUACGAUGAGACGGUACGUGUCUGGGACGUCGCUAGAGGCAGGUCAAUGAAAGUGUUACCGGCACACUCGGAUCCUGUGACUGCCGUUGGUUUCAGUCACGAUGGCACGCUUGUUGUCUCAUGUGCUAUGGACGGGCUAAUUCGGAUUUGGGAUGCAGACUCGGGCCAAUGUCUCAAGACAUUAGUAGACGAUGACAACCCGAUCUGUUCACAUGUGGCUUUCUCGCCAAAUUCCAAAUAUAUCUUAGCUGCAACGCAAGACUCGACGAUUCGACUAUGGAAUUAUCAGAACUCUCGGUGUGUGAAGACAUACAAAGGGCACACCAAUCGCACAUAUUGCCUUUAUACGUGCUUUAGUACGGUGACUGGCCAUUACAUUGUCAGCGGUAGCGAAGACUGCAAAGUAUACUUGUGGGACCUGCAGAGCCGCGAAUUACUACAGGUUCUUGAAGGACACCGAGACAUGGUGCUGGCGGUAGCAACUCAUCCUGAACGCGCAGUCAUUGCAUCAGCUUCAAUGGAGAAGGACCCCACAAUACGACUAUGGUUUGACGACGCAAACAAAAGAUAA